AUGGCUACGUCAAAGCCACCAACACACGUGGUCUUUGAGACAACUGUAGGCAAUUUUACAAUGGAAUUGUACUCGGAGCACGCACCAAAAACCUGUUGGAACAUUGCUGAGCUCGCACGACGUGGUUACUAUAAUAACACGAUUUUUCAUCGUAUUAUUAAAGACUUUAUAAUCCAAGGUGGAGAUCCCACGGGUACAGGAAGAGGUGGAGAGUCCAUUUACGGAGCAAAAUUUGAUGAUGAAAUUUCCAAAGAGCUGAAACAUACGGGAGCUGGUGUGCUGUCAAUGGCAAAUUCAGGACCUAAUACUAAUGGUAGUCAAUUUUUUAUUACAUUGGCACCGACACCAUGGCUUGAUGGUAAACACACGAUAUUUGGACGGAUUUCGUCGGGAAUGAAAGUAAUACAGCGCAUGGGCAUGGUACCAACCGGUGCCAAUGACAGACCGCGCGAGGAGAUCCACGUCAAGCGUGCAUAUCCGAUUUCUCAAUAG
Molecule: messenger RNA, 492 nt
Organism: Peronospora belbahrii
Lineage: Eukaryota; Oomycota; Peronosporomycetes; Peronosporales; Peronosporaceae
Source: the annotation of a GenBank genome assembly